AUGCCGAAAUACUACUGUGAUUAUUGCAAGUCUUACCUCACCCAUGACUCCACUAGUGUACGGAAGUCACAUUUAAUUGGAAAAAACCAUAUCAAGUAUGUCUGCGACUACUAUGAGAGGGAGGCAAUAAAUUUGGGGAUAUGGAAUUUUGAAGAUGACGUAAAGAUCAUCACCAUGGACGAUGUUUAUGGUAUUGGUGCGCCAGGAGCUUUUGUGCCGAGCUCUUACAAUGGUGAAAAUAAUGAGCCAGAGGAAACAGAAUAUCAUGGGAGACACCAGCAAAAGAAAAAUGAGGUGAAGCCAAAUUAUAAUGAUGAAAAGACCCAAGAGAGUUUGCCGAAAGAUAUCUAUACCUUGGGCGAUUCUUUCAGUUUAAGCAUACCUCUUUCGCUUCCUUCUAUGCCUAACCCUCCCCCUAGUGUUUUCAGAUACUCGAAUAACUAUACAGACAAAACUUUGAUGCCACUAAAGUCAACAUCUGGUUACAUGACCCCAGACCAUGUUGCCAAAAUGGGUCAGAUUAACAAUAAGGGCAGCCAAGGCAAUGAUGGUGACUUUUCUGCUGCGACUAGCUCCACGUCAGGUCAAAAUAAAUUCACUCCAAAACAGUAUGGACAUGGAUACAAUAACUACAACAAAUAUGGAGGGGUUCAGAAGUUCAAUGCCAAUCAUAAUAAUAAAUUCAGGAAUAAUUACGGGGUAGGGGGAAGGAGUUUUACACAAAAUAGCUUCAAUAAAGGUGGAUACAAUAACAACAAUAAUUUCAAUAAGAAUAACAAUAAUUUCAAUAAUAAUAACAAUAACUUCAAUAAUAAUUUCAAUGCUGAUCACACGAAUAAUAUCAACUCACAUAACAAUGAUGCUCUGAGUAAUAAUAAUUUCAAUGGCGGUGGAUUCAAUCAAGGAGGAUACCAGAGAAAAAAUUUCAACAAGCGAGAUUUUAGUAACAAUAGACAGAACUAUGCUGGUCGUGGGGGUCAUAAUAACUAUCGAAGAUAA
Molecule: messenger RNA, 999 nt
Organism: Saccharomycopsis crataegensis
Lineage: Eukaryota; Fungi; Ascomycota; Saccharomycetes; Ascoideales; Saccharomycopsidaceae
Product: C2H2-type zinc finger protein
Exons: 1
Coding region: 1-999 (332 amino acids)
Biological process (GO): spliceosomal snRNP assembly; mRNA splicing, via spliceosome; mRNA 5'-splice site recognition
Cellular component (GO): nucleus; U1 snRNP
Molecular function (GO): zinc ion binding; pre-mRNA 5'-splice site binding
Source: RefSeq, a predicted model, not a curated record